Molecule: messenger RNA, 1720 nt
Organism: Lycium barbarum (goji berry)
Lineage: Eukaryota; Viridiplantae; Streptophyta; Magnoliopsida; Solanales; Solanaceae
Exons: 10
Coding region: 198-1373 (391 amino acids)
Molecular function (GO): nucleotidase activity
Source: RefSeq, a predicted model, not a curated record
AACUCUUCCUUCCUCACGGUACCCCAUUCAAGAAACAAGCCAUUUUCUUUCUCUCUCUAAAACAUCUCCGUUGGUACAGGACAGGACAGGCAUAUCCAUUCUUGAAAACUUCUCUCUAGGGUUUUGAAUUUCAUCCCUGUAGCACAUAAAAGUCAUCCUCCUUCAUCAUCACAAAUCAGAAAAAUAAAAAUAAAAAAAUGACUACUACUUCUGCGGUGAAAAACAAUUUCUUACCACCGGACCUUGUAUCCAAUCUUCAAGAAGUUCUUCUCAAUAGAAAAGGCGGUGGCCCGGCCCAAUCGAAUCCCGAAAACGGCGACGUUUCCUCAACUCAGCCUUCGUCUUCCGACACGGUUCCCGAUGAUGACGUCACCGACAGCACAAACACAAAGCCAGUUGUAUUGGUUACGAAUGGUGAUGGGAUUGAAUCGACGGGUCUUACUUGUCUUGUUGAUGCUCUUGUUCGUCAAGGCUUAUGUAAUGUUAACGUUUGCGCUCCCCAAUCAGAUAAAUCGGUGGCGGGCCACUCUUUUACUCUUAAAGAAACCAUUGCAGUUACUCCGACUGAAAUUCAUGGUGCUACUGCUUAUGAAGUAUCUGGGACUCCCGUAGAUUGUGUGUCAUUAGCCUUGUCUGGGGCACUCUUUUCCUGGUCGAAGCCGGUCCUGGUAAUAAGUGGAAUCAACAGGGGUUCAAGUUGUGGCCACAAUAUGUUUUACUCAGGUGUCGUAGCUGGUGCUAGGGAGGCAUUGUUUAACGGUGUUCCAUCCAUAUCGAUAUCACUUGACUGGACGAAUGAUGAAAGUCAAGAAAGUGAUUUCAAGGAUGCCGUGAGUGUUUGCUUACCAUUGAUAAAUGCAGCCAUCAGAGAUAUAGAAAAGGGAGCAUUUCCUAAAAGUUGCUUGUUGCAUAUUGGAGUUCCGAAAUCUCCUCUGACAAACAAGGGAUUUAAAUUGACCAAGCAAAGUCUUUGGAGCUCUAAGCUUUGUUGGCAAGCUAAAUCAUCCACCAGAAAUCUUGCUGCUGGACGUUUUCUUCCAAAGCAACUAAACCUUGGGAUGCAGCUUGCACAACUAGGUCGAGAUGCUUCUGCAGCAGGUGCUGCUCGCAAAUUAGCUACGCAGAGAAAGAAUAUAGAGGUCGUUGAGUCUGUUGGUAUAGCAGGAAAAUCUGAUCCCGACAGGAAAGUCAAGUACUUCAGAUUGGAGUUGCUUGACAAGAAGCAGGAAGAAGAAGACGAGGCUUUAGAUUUUAGAGCUCUUGAAAAUGGAUUUGUGGCUGUUACUCCAGUCUCUCUUGUGACGCACGUGGAAACAGAUGUUCAUGCAGCUGCAUCUGAGUGGAUUUCUUCUGCAUUAGAAGUGGAACAAUGAAAGAUGAGCCACUAUUCACUACUUUUUUUAUUGUAUAUCUUUAGAUGACUUUGUUCUGGUCAUAUUGCUAAAUUUACACGGGCCAUAGUUGUGAUGCCUCGAUUAUUUAUUUGGUUUUUAAUUAUUUAAUUCAACCUUUUGAUUUGUGUCACGUGAAGCUAAUGCUUCCGCUGUUGAUUUAAAAGGCCAGCAUGUUGUAAAAGUGCCAUACUUUUUUGCUUGGUACCACAAAAUUGUGUUUUUAGGUUGCGUUGGGUUUUUAUUGAGCAAAUUGUGUUGUUAGACAGGAUGGUCUAACUUGUAAAUUGGAAAUGGCCAGAUGAAAUAGUGGAAUGCUGUUGUCUGUU